This is a messenger RNA of Plasmodium gallinaceum, 384 nucleotides long. RefSeq names its product conserved Plasmodium protein, unknown function. The record is from RefSeq and is a predicted model, not a curated record. Gene Ontology annotation, cellular component: centrosome; ciliary basal body. The transcript is spliced from 2 exons. Bases 1 to 384 code for a protein of 127 amino acids. NCBI's taxonomy places the organism in Eukaryota, Apicomplexa, Aconoidasida, Haemosporida, Plasmodiidae.
AUGGAUCAUGAGAAACCAAUACCUUUAAUAAAAAAUGAAGAUGAAUUAUCUAAAUGUAUUGAAAUAUUAAGGAUAAAAAGACAGGAAAUUCAUGAGCAAAUUUUAAAGGAAGAAGAUAAGGAAAGAAUGCAGAAGGAGAUAGCCAUGUUAAAUGAAAAAUUACAGAAAGUUUGUCAUAGUAUAGCAAAAAAAUCGCAAACACGUUUAGAAUAUGAUAGAACAAUUAAGGAAACAUCUGCAGCCUAUUCAAAAAUAAGAGAAUCUGCUAAAUCAUUAUUACACAUUUUAAAAAGAGAAGAAAACCAUUUAGGUAGUAAACUAUAUAGUGGUGUAUCAGAAGAUGAUUUAAAAUCACUCAGAGAAUUAGGAAAUUUACGUAAGUAA